UUUCGACUUGAUUUCGCAAGUUGCUUGACUCUGUCGCUGCUGUUUAAUACCAUCAUGGUCAUGCGCCGCUUCCAGUUCCACCACAUUGCCCGACGGGUGCCAACGCUUGUGCCGAAGCGGUUCGCGUCGUCGUCGUCGCCGCUGCCCGUGGCCCCGCCCAGCGCGCUCCUGCGCGGCCUCUACCACCAGGUCAAGAGCCUUCUGCACUUCCACGAGCUUCGCCACAACCUCGACCCGUCGCUCCCGGCACGAAAAAAGUGGCACGUGUGCACAAGCCUGCAAGUGCUCGACGAGCCGCUGGCUAUGGACGAGUUUCUCGAUGGCGCCAAGACCGCGGUUGACGCGGUGCUGCAUCAAAUGUACUCGGACGCGUUCCGCGCGUACGUGGCCGAUCCAUCGGUCAUGUCGGACGACGUGCAAUGGCUUCACGAUAUGAUGUCGCGCCGCCGCUUUGACGCGUGCGUGUUUGAAAUCCAAGAAGCCAAGAAGCGAGGCAUGCGCUACGACCUGCGGCACAUUCGGUUUGCCAACGUUGCCGUCUUCCAGGCGUCGGUCGCCAACGACAUCAUGCAGCUCCAGGUGCACUGCGACAUGGUGCACACGGUGCGCGUCACGUCGGGCCAUCGCGAUUUUCAAGUGCAAAAGUCGUCGUCGAUGCUCUGGUCGUUUGAAUCGCCCGUCGACGCCGACCAGCGCGAGUGGCGGAUUGUCGAUUUCCACGACAUUGACCUCCCCGACUACUAAGAUCGCGGUGUCGUCGCUGCCCACCUCUGUAUUUAUCGACAAAUAGGGUGUACGAGCCGACCGAAUCGUAAGGCUAGUGUAUAAGUAAUUGUUCGUCGUCCGU
This is a messenger RNA of Saprolegnia parasitica CBS 223.65, 847 nucleotides long. RefSeq lists its product as hypothetical. NCBI's taxonomy places the organism in Eukaryota, Oomycota, Saprolegniomycetes, Saprolegniales, Saprolegniaceae. The record is from RefSeq and is a predicted model, not a curated record. The transcript has a single exon. Bases 55 to 744 code for a protein of 229 amino acids.